AUUUACUGCCUUAAAGCAACUCAAUAUCACGGAAUUUCAGCGGGGGCUGAUUAGUUUGAUAUCAUGUGAAUGUUGUAGGAAGGCUCACCACAAACCCCUCCUGUCAAGCUAAGCUCAUAGAAUUUGUAUGUAUUUUCAAAUCCAUCUUUGCCAGUAGUUCUUAAUUUAGCUAUAAAUCAAAGCUAUUAUAUUUCUUAGUGAGGUCUAGUAGUUUUUAGUCUAUUUGACUGGUAGCCUCAGUUUAGGUGUUUAAUACAAAACCUCAGCAGAAAAACAAGCAGGUCUAUAAAUAACUUGAACCUAAUGUCUAAUAAUGUCAGUGUAAAGUUUCUGAACAGCAAUCUCAAAAUAUUGUACACAUUUAAAUAAAUCUAUACAGAAGGAUCCUUGGCUACAAAAGAUCUGAGAACCAUCUACACAGUGAUAAUACACUGACAGGGAUUCACUCCAUCAUCGGUCAGAUAUUCCAGUGGAAUAAAUGAUCAAAUGUUUCUCUACUGUCCCUCAUUUGUGUUAUCACAGGAUGAAAACACUCCACUGUCCCAGGAGAUCUGGACAGUUGGAUAGACCGGUGGUUCUCAGUGCAUUGCCCAUGGGGUGUGCCUGAAGCAAAGCCAGGGGGAGUGAUUGCACUUAUGACAUCCUCACAGGCCUAGUAUGAGCGAGAAGACCGGUUCCUGUCUGUGGACUUCUGUGCCUCAGAUGUCUCCUGCACCAUGUAACCGCUAUAAGCAUGCUAUUUGUGCUUACAAUGGGAAUAUAUACCUGCUCGGAGGUAGAGGGAAGCACUCAUUAAAAGAUUUCUGGAAAUACAGUGUGGUAUGUAACAAGUGGAUGGAGUUGGACUGUGAUAAUGACACUGCACCUGAUGAAUUGGAGGAACACACCAUGGUGCCUCAUCAGGGUGUCCUCUACGUUUUCGGAGGCUUGAGGGAUUCAGCAUAUUCUGACUCAAAAACACCUCUCUGGUUGUUUGACACAGCUAAAGAACACUGGUUCUACAUAGAAGAGCAAAGUCUACGUUCUCAGAAUGUGGCACCAGCCAACAAAAAGGGACACAGUGCUGUUGUGUUGAGAUCCUCUAUGUUCAUUUAUGGUGGAUACAUUGACAUGCGAGGGACCUCACAGGAAUUCUGGAGAUUUGACAUGGACUCCAGGUUGUGGUCCCUGUUGAAUAUGACACAAGUGGGUCCUGGUCCUCGGCAUAGCCACUCUGCCAUAACCCACCAGGACUAUAUGUACCUGUACGGUGGUCUGCAAGGUCUGAAGGAGCAGAGGGACCUGUGGAGAUGGAGCUACCACAGCCAUACUUGGACCUGCAUCAGAACCUCAUCAGGACCCUCUAGACUGAUGGGCCACUCAGCUGUGGUGUACAAGGACAGCAUGCUGCUCUUUGGUGGAGGAGAGACCCAGACUGCUCCCAGUAACUGCCUGUGGAGUCUCAAUCUUACUACGCUAAUGUGGGAGAGGCUGCCUUCAUUGCCAGGAUCCACUGCUCCGUGCCGGAUUCACCAUCGCUGUGUGGGUCUUGGCCCUAAAUUCCAGCCCAGACCACCAAAUAAUGCCAGUAGUAAAGAACUUUGCAUAUCAAAAAACAAGGACAACACAUUCAGACCUUUCAAGAACAAGUGUUUCCCUUCCAGUCCCUUAAAAUGUCAGCCUGAGGAGGACAUAGAGCUACAGAAUCUGCAUGUGGACUUGAAAAGUAUUAAUACAUAUGGGAACUGCCUCACCUUUGAAAACCAUGUUGCUCAAGGGAACAGGGAAAGUGAGCACUCAGAAAAUGAAACAGAGGACACUAUGGAGGUCCCAAUGCCUGACUUGCUCCUCAUAUUGGGAGGUAAACCUCUGAAAGACCAAGCUGCCAUUUCUGUGUGGCAAAUGACUCUGGGAGAUAGCUGAGACGGGGUGAAAAGAUUUAUAGAAGCAAAUGCUACUUUCUCAGAGAGAAAAAAAAGAACAGCCUUGAUUGUCCUAAAUGAGGACAUACCUAUCAUUAUUUGAACCAGCUGCUGGUACACUAGUGAUAUUCUGAUUUAUGUAGUGAUUUAUAUAAGUAUGUAUGUAUGUACGUGUAUAUAUAUAUAUGUUUACAUAAUUAACAUGUUAAUGGUUUUAUGUGUUUGUAUUGUAUUAUUAGAUACCAAAGUAUUUUUACAUAAAUGGAAUAUAUAUAUUCCACCUUGCACACGCAUUCUCGCACUCGUUCACAACCAGGGGCAGUUUAGCAUAGCCAGUCCACUUAUGGGCAUGUUUUUUGGGAGAUGGGAGGAAACCAGAGAACCCAGAGGAAACUCAAUAUGCUCUACAUGUUCACCCUUACGCUCUACACAUCCCACUUCCCAACCACUCUAUCAUGUUUUUGUGGAUUUUGCUCAACAUAUUUCCAUUGAUUCCUGAAUUUUUCAGACACCCUGUGGAUCAAAUAAUUAGUUUUACUAUUUUUUCUUUACAGUAGUAACAAACACCCAAGUUCAGUAUGUUCACAGUGUGAUGAGACCUUUCUUGAUUAUAGAACAUCCACAGAUAUAUGUGUGUCUUGUGCAUUUUAGGCACAUUUUAGACACAAGCUACCUAAUUUAAACGACGUAAACUCUGGUUGAAAAGUUUGUAAGGCGUAUCUUGAUUAUAUAUUAAUACUUUGGUAUUUAGAGCUUUGGGCAAUUCACAAAUACAAAUGUGUUUGUAUUUAUUUGAUGAUCAUGGCAGUGAUUUUGACAUCAUACCCCAGAUGUAGCAGGCACUAUGAGGUCAGAAAUGUUAUACAGUGAGAACAAGAGAUGGCGCCACAGCACCAAACCAAAACAAGUGCUUCUUGAUUCACUUUUUAAAAUGGCUUAUAUAAAUAAAGAUAAAUGUAUAUCAAU
Messenger RNA from Pangasianodon hypophthalmus (striped catfish), 2867 nucleotides. RefSeq lists its product as uncharacterized. The coding region runs from base 658 to 1902 and encodes 414 amino acids. The transcript is spliced from 8 exons. Gene Ontology annotation, molecular function: protein binding. NCBI's taxonomy places the organism in Eukaryota, Metazoa, Chordata, Actinopteri, Siluriformes, Pangasiidae. Gene Ontology annotation, cellular component: Golgi apparatus. The record is from RefSeq and is a predicted model, not a curated record.